AUGGCACAAGUAGAAAAUAAUAAAACUAUCCUCAAAUUUGUUCCACCGCGGUCAAUAGUUCACUACGAUUUCUGGCACAAAUAUGCCGAAAUCAAAAUCGAUAUUGAUCGUUUGGACGAAUCUGGAAGGUCGAUUUUCGCGACCUUAUCAAUGCAGACGGGAAAAGCAGUUUUAGUGGAGAUUGCCUGCAAUUCGUUCAAUGAACAAUACGCUGACGUUUCCAAUGGCAAUUUUUGCUGUAAAGGAACGCUGCUAAACAGCAAUACAAUGGAGUCAUUCAAAGAGAGCGAUAAGAAUGUACUCCUGAAAACGCAAGCUGUACAGUUUUAUCGCGACCUCAUGAAGGCAGAAACUUUGCAAAGCAGUACAGAUUUGUUUACCUUUUUUGUGAUAUCGUUCGCCGAUCUAAAAACAUAUAAAUUCUACUAUUGGUUUGCCUUUCCCGCUCCUACAGACCUUCUGUUUACAUAUGAGCAAGCGAAACCGCUCCCAAUAGCGAUUUCAGAGCAUUUUCGUUCCUGUAUUGAGCAGCAGGCAACUUUAAAUGAUUUAUUUUUCAUCUACCACAGUAUGACUGGUAUAAAAACAAUUUCCGAACAAAUUCAGCACCAAAAUAGAGAGGCAAAUUUUAGUGAAACGAAUUUGCAGGAUGUUUAUUUUUGUGUUUUCGAUAUGACGGAAAAUAGUGACUCGGAAUUAGCUGGCUGGCAUGUGAGGCAAAUUUUAGCGUAUCUCAUGAUGGCAUGCCCCCGACUAGCUGGAAAAAGCACUCAAUGGAUACGAGUACACCGUGAUGCCACCAACAAACUUCAGUUUUCAUCUAUGAAUAUUAUUUUACCCGAGGAAAGGGUAGAUCCAGAAAACCUUUGCAAUUGGGUGGGAUGGCAAGCUAACGAAAAUGGAAGGUACAUCCCUCGUGUUGCAUUAUUGGCCGAUACUAUGUCUCCCAAACGUCUUGCAGAGAAUGCCAUCAAUCUCAACUUAAAGCUAAUGAAAUGGCGGCUUGUUCCUUCGCUGGAUCUCGAAGCAAUAGUCCGCACAAAAUGUCUACUCUUCGGUGCCGGAACUCUUGGAUGCAACGUUGCUAGAUCACUGAUGGCAUGGGGUAUAACUACAAUCACAUUCGUAGAUUGCGGCAAGGUCUCACUGUCAAACCCUGUUCGACAAAGUUUAUACCGCUACGAAGAUGCAGUGAACGGUGGUAAACCAAAGGCUUCAACAGCUGCAGAUCGAUUACGCGAAAUCAAUCCUUCAAUUAACGCGAUUGGGUUUGAUAUGAAGGUGCCUAUGCCUGGUCAUCCAAUCGGAACUGGUGAUGAUGCAAACGAAAGCAAAGCUGCACUAGUGAAGCUUAUCAAACUUAUCCAAGAGCACGACGUUUUAUAUUUGUUAACAGAUUCACGAGAAAGCAGAUGGCUUCCAUCUAUGCUAGCAGCGUUUUAUGGGAAGCUUGUCGUAAAUGCAGCGCUUGGCUUCGACUCAUACCUAGUAAUGCGUCAUGGAUAUCGCGAUUCCACCAAUUUGGACGACAGAGUCGAAAAGGAUGCUUACGAAGAGCAUUGUCCGGCAGGAUUUAAGAUGAUUAAAGGAUUUGACCUAGGCUGUUACUUUUGCAACGACAUCGUUGCACCAGGAAAUUCAAUGAAAGAUCGCACCCUGGACCAACAGUGUACUGUAACGCGACCAGCUGUUUCGAACAUGGCGGCUGGAUUGGCAGUGGAAUUAAUGGUGUCAUUGAUCCAUCAUCCUAAAAGAUUCAGUGCACCAGCAUUUUACCGGAUGCCUAAAAAUGAUACUCUCGGAAUAGCGGAAGAACCAGAAGGCAUUCUCGGUACACUGCCGCAUUCGAUACGCGGUAACAUAAAUACUUUUCAGUCAAUGAUAACCGCUACAGAACGAUACCGUCAUUGCGUUGCAUGUUCGGAUCCUGUUCUUUCGCGCUAUUCUUCUGAGAAAGAUGAUUUUAUUAUAGACGUUUUAAAUAUAGCAAAACAUCUUGAAGAAACUGUGGGAUUGAAUCAACUAAUGUCUUCCGUUGACGAUGAUUUGGAGUUAAAGAUGACAAUAGACUUUGAAGACGAUUCGUCUGAUGAAUCAUGAGAGCGUAGAGGCGCUUAAACAAAGAUGAUAUUUAUUGUUCUUAAUGAUUGCUCUCAAGUAAACUAGUUUUGGCAAUAUUUUUUUUAAAUUGUGUCUGUAUGUUAUACGUUUAUUAAAUAUGUAUUCUAUAAAUAUACCAAGAUACUUUUCAUAGCUACAAAACUAUCUAAUACAUGUUGUGUGAUUGAAGAA
Molecule: messenger RNA, 2292 nt
Organism: Anopheles coustani
Lineage: Eukaryota; Metazoa; Arthropoda; Insecta; Diptera; Culicidae
Gene: Atg7
Exons: 11
Coding region: 1-2100 (699 amino acids)
Biological process (GO): C-terminal protein lipidation; protein modification by small protein conjugation; cellular response to nitrogen starvation
Cellular component (GO): cytoplasm; phagophore assembly site
Molecular function (GO): Atg12 activating enzyme activity; Atg8 activating enzyme activity
Source: RefSeq, a predicted model, not a curated record